CCUCUUUACCAUUACAGAGACUUUCCCCCUUCCCCUUUCUUCCGUUCUUCCUCCUCUCUCUCUCUCUCUCUCUACCCUCAAACCCAUUUCCUCCCCGCCGCCGUCUGCCGUGGAAAACAUAUCCGAGGUGAGCGAACUGCGAAGCGAGAAGAAAUGUCGUCGUCGGACGAGGAAGGAGGCGAGGAGUACCUAUUCAAGAUCGUCAUAAUCGGCGACUCUGCCGUCGGGAAGUCCAAUCUCCUGUCUCGCUACGCGCGGAAUGAGUUCAACCUCCACUCCAAGGCCACCAUAGGCGUGGAGUUCCAGACCCAGAGCAUGGAAAUCGACGGCAAGGAAAUCAAGGCCCAGAUUUGGGACACCGCCGGCCAGGAGAGGUUCCGCGCCGUCACCUCUGCUUACUACAGGGGCGCCGUCGGCGCCCUCGUCGUCUACGACAUCAGCCGCAAGACCACCUUCGAGAGCGUCGGCCGCUGGCUGGACGAGCUCAAAAUGCAUUCUGACACCACGGUGGCUAAAAUGCUGGUGGGCAACAAAUGUGACCUGGACAACAUUAGAGAUGUGAGCGUCGAGGAUGGCACGACCCUCGCAGAACAAGAGGACCUAUUCUUCAUGGAGACUUCUGCACUCGACUCGACCAACGUUAAAAAGGCCUUCGAGAUCGUGAUCCGAGAGAUCUACAACAAUGUGAGCAGAAAGGUCCUGAACUCAGAUGCGUACAAGGCCGAAUUGUCCUUGAACAGGGUCACCAUAUCCAACGAUGGUAGCAACGGAUCAAAGAAAUCUGGUGGCUACGCGUCCUGCUGCUCCAGGUGACCGCCUUCCUCCUCCUCCGAUCUCUUCUCUGGACAUCAAGAAGGGUAGAAUUUUCAGGCAGUUCUUCCUUGUUAGUUCUACUCUUGGUUUGUUGAUUCAAUUCGGGUCCAACGUUUUGGUCUGUUUUUCUGCUGUUGCAUAGUUUAAAGAACAGACACUUUGUUUCCGUUUGCAAAACAAAUCAAGUUAAAUAUCGUAUAGAUGAACAUUCGAUUAUUGGUUCGGAAGAUAUGCAGAAAGGCCUAGAGUGAGAGAGACGAAAAGGAUGACCAUUUUUUUUCCUUCUGAGAUGUUCUGUAUCAUGAGUUGGGUAAAAAAAUUGUUGUACACUUGCUCCUACAAUGCUCAUAAUUCUACUUCCCGCCUUUUGUAUCCAUUUGAUCUGUGCAUUCCCAUGUUCAUGCUCUUCUCAGCAAGGAUGUCCUUUUGUAUCCAUUUGAUCUGUGCCU
Molecule: messenger RNA, 1262 nt
Organism: Linum tenue
Lineage: Eukaryota; Viridiplantae; Streptophyta; Magnoliopsida; Malpighiales; Linaceae
Source: the annotation of a GenBank genome assembly